Molecule: messenger RNA, 3623 nt
Organism: Aegilops tauschii subsp. strangulata
Lineage: Eukaryota; Viridiplantae; Streptophyta; Magnoliopsida; Poales; Poaceae
Source: RefSeq, a predicted model, not a curated record
GGUACAUUCAUUCAGGCAUUCGGCCAUGGCGCUGCUGCGGAAGCUCUUCGCCCGGAAGGCCAUGGAUGGACUGUCGCACGUCUCCGAGCGGGUCUUCGUGUUCAACUCCUGCCUGUCGAUCGGGGCCCUCGACGAGGGUGCGCACAAGGACUACCUGACCAGCACCAUCAUCCAGCUCAAGGCCGGCAACCCGCACGCCUCGCUCAUGGUCGUCAACUUCGCCGCGGCGCCGACCGGAGCCGACGCCGUCCACUCCCUCCUCGGGCACGGCGCCGCCGCCGUCGUCGCCGACUACCCGUCCCGGUACGGCGGCUGCCCGUCGCUGCCCCUCCCGAAGAUCCGCGCGUUCCUCGGCUCGUGCGUGGACUGGCUGGUGUCCGGCCACCAGCGCAACAUCCUGCUCAUGCACUGCGACGGCGACGGCGCGGCGUGGCCUGCCCUCGCGUUCGCCAUGGCCAGCUUGCUGGUGUACAUCGAGGAGGCCGCGCCGGAGCGGACGACGCUGGACGCGGUGUAUGGGAGGGCGCCGGCGGAGCUACUGAGUGCCUGCUCGGUGCUCGACCCGAGGCCGACUCAUCUGAGGUACCUGCAGUAUGUGACGAGGCUCAGGGACAAGGGGGCACUCAUGGGCAUGAAGCAGCAGUCCUUCGUCCUGGACUGCCUGAUACUGAGAGCUGUCCCGGAUUUCGACGGCAGCGGCGGAUGUAGGCCGGUUGUUCGUGUCCACGGCGAGCCGCGUGAGCCAUCGGCCGAUGUUUCUUCGACGGAGGUUCUGUUUAGCACACCAAGGAUCAAGCAACAGUUCAAGAACUAUAAGCAGGCAGAAAGCACGGUGAUCAAGGCUGACAUUGGGUGUCAGAUACAAGGCGAUGUUGUUAUCGAGUGCAUCCAUGUGGGUAAUGAAGGCCACGAGCAGAUCAUGUUCAGCGUCAUGUUCAGCACUUGCUUUCUACAGUCCAACAUGACGUUUUUCACUCUCGAGGACAUUGAUCUGCCAUGGAACUGCAACAAGGAGAAAUUUCAGGAGGACUUCAAGAUUGAGGUGUUCUUCUCAGAAGUGGAGCUGUCAGACACAGAUGAAAGCCAUGACGAGAGUGAGCUUUCCUCCAUAGGGAACGCAGAUGAGUUCUAUGACUUUGACGAGAUACUGAUCGAGGAUCCAGAUUUUGACCAAGAUGAUAGUGAAUCGCACGGUGAAACUUCACGGCAAGAUCACUGUCAGGAGCCAAGCACUAACACAGAGCACAGUGAAACUCGAUCAUCAGAUAGCGCAAGUAACAGUUCAGCAGAAAAAGGAGAGGACGGUGAAACCGGGUCGGCAGACAACGCAAGUAACGGUUCAGAUGACAAGGGAAACAUUAGCACUGACGAUGAGGCCGAGUUUAUCCAUGGAGAUGGAGUUGAUGUUACUGGGGAAACAAGCUAUCUACUGGAAGCUGGAAGCAGCAGUUCUAUGGCACCAAUCGUUCCCACAACAAGACAUGUAAAUGAAGAGAUGGCAACAGAUAUCCAAGAAAACAGAAGUGAUAAAGGACUAAUUCCAAUGCAAGAAGGUGGCCAGAGGGUUACACCCCAGCCCAUGCGGAAAACCAGGCAGAAACAAGCUGCAAUUAUCCCAGCAGUUCCCAUCAUCAGGAAGAAAACGAGGAGACCAGCAGACACCGGAGCAGAUGACAAGAAGCCUGCAACAUCAAAGACGCUGGUUAGAGUAGGCUCGCAGAAGGGAGCACUUGUUGCAGCUUAUAAUUCUUCCAAUAACAGCACAUCUCAAUCAAAGACAGGUCCAUCUCACAAACAACAUGAGGUUCCGAGCAGGCUCAAGCAAGGAUCAGCAGCUCAGGCAAUAAGAGCUUCUUCAAACCUUUCCAAAGAACACCUGAAGCAUAGCUCACAGCAACAAGCAAGUGGCAGUGCCACAAGGCCAGAGGUAAAACAAAUAGUUUUGACCCGGCAAGCAUCUCCAUCCUUUGCACCAAGUCCUCUAGGCCGAGAGCGAAGCCAAGAAGCCGGCGAAUCCAGCGGCGAUCCCAUGGAGAAAGCCAAGAAACCGGUCGUCCAUUCCUCUGAAAAACUGAGGAGUAGUAGAGCGCCAAAACAAGAAUCACCGGUUGUAGAGGCCCCUCGUCGAACAAGCACUCUGAAGAAAUCCAUGUCGUCGCCGGCAAUCUCUGCAGCACCGGCCGUUCCUUCUUCCCCGGGAAAGAUUAGGACUACGACUUCGCUCCCUGGGGUGAAGACAUCUCGUCCUAGCUCAGGGUUUCACAUAGCUUCUUCUUCCUCGCCUCGAGGGCAAAAACACAGCGUGACGCCGCCUUCAUCUCCGGGAAGAUCGCCGCUCGCCGGUCCCAGAUUCAGCAGAGCAGUGCCAGCUUCUCAGCCUGAUAUGCAGCAGGGCGCAUCAGCUCCGACUAGGUUGCCUCGCCGUGCAUCAUUCAGCGAGUUAUCCCGAUCUGUAGCGACCCCUAAAGCGGGAGAUGUACAAGCUGUAUCGCCAAGAGCAUCUAGAGUCAUGCAGAACCAUCGAGAAGGCGUGACAGGCAGUGGCAGAAGCUUGUCCCCUUCAUCACCGAGAUUGACAACACAGCCAUGGCCAAAGACCACGGCAGUAGUUUCCAUGUCCAGCUCCAAAGACAGAAGAAGUGGAACCACACCGGCAAGGCCAACGAGAUUAAGUUCCUAAGUUCUUCUCCAGAAUGUAUUUGUAAAUUGUAAUCUUGUUCGAAUUGAACCUUUGGUAGAAUGGAAAUCAGUGGUCACUAUACUACACUUGUGGGCCCGCAGACUGUUGAAUGUUGAAUUUGGAACAACUUACUCCUCUUGUUGUUCCAUUUCUAAACUACUGCUUAUGAAUUGGCUUGUUUGUUAGCAAGAUAUACGAGACAUGCAGCAGCGCCAGCCAGCCCUUGCAGCAUUGUGCUUUCUUGCUUUCUUCCGACUUGCAACAGUGGCGGCCACCCUUCAGCGUCGCGUGUCCUGGCUUGCAACAGCGGUGACCUUCUCUUGCAGCAGCACUCAAUCUGCUUAGCAAGAACAAUAGCUGGCCCUUGCAGCGUCACACACCCCAGCUUGCAGCAACAAUUGGAUUUCACUAUGAGGAUUCCUUACAACUAUGGUAGUCGGCGCCUAGUAUCGUAGCAACAAAACCGCUAGGUUUGCCUAGCCGUUAGUUGCACGGCCGCGUAUUGCUGACUUUGACGUACUUUCGCAAUAUUAUUUUGCACUGUUGCAACAUAUAAUAAAAAUGAAAAACAACUACGCAACAAGCAUGCUAUGAAAUCACAACAAAAAAUUAAUUAUGCAUCAUUUUUUUACUAGAUUGUAACACAAUAUUCUCUUCAUCUCAAAAUACUCGGCGUAUUAGGUUUCAUUAGGACAAGCAUUUGACGAACGUUUACUCUACAAAUAUAUUUUUUACGUGACAUAAAAUUUGAAGCCAUUAGCUUCUUCUUUCAAAAGUACCUAUUCGUGGUUAUGAUGUUAUAUCAUAGUAGUCACAUAUUGAUAGUCUAAUUGUUGGUCAAAGUGUUGCCCUAACAAAAAACAAUAUACUUUGUAUUGUGAAACAGAGGGAGUAUAUACAAUGCAAAUUUUAGAAGCUUUCUUAUUUUGCAAGACGACAACAA